CUUAAUUUGUGACGAACUUGUGCUACUAAUGCAAGCUAACAUUUUCUUCUAUCUUCCAAAAGACACCAUGAACCCUUCUCACAUUUAGUGACAAAAGAGUACUUGAUGAAAUAGAAAAGAAAGAAAAAAAACAUGUCAUGCAGUGGUGGUAGCUUGGGUUAUGGGGGAGCAACCUGCUUGAGCAAUGUUCACCACACAAAGAAGGUGCAGCAGCAAUCACUGAGAAGCAGUUUGAUAGGCAGGAAAAGUGGUGGAGUGAUGAAGUGUUGGAGAGGAAAAAAUGGUAAUAACAGCAAGAGUUGGAAAAGGGUAGGAGUUGUGCAGUGUAGAGGGAUAGGAGACUUCGUUGGAGGAGACUUGAUAUGGCUAGAUAUUGAUCGUUGGCUUUCAGAUGUUGAAGAGCACAAAGCACUUGCAAUAUACCCUCCUCACGAAGGAGGCUAUGAGGGGCGUUACUUGUCACGUCUCAUACGUCAGGGCUACUAUUUCCUUGACCUCUCAGCUCGUGGCCUUGGUGACCCUGAAACCACCCUCACCAAGAUUCACCCUGUUUGCCCUGCUCAUGUUGGAAAGCAGCCAAUAGCAAGGUGGUAUUAUCCUCCAGAAGUUGAUUUCAGAUUAGAAUCAUUGCCACCAAAUGCCAAAGGAUUGGUGGUCUGGAUACUUGAAGCCAAGGUUCUCUCUAAGGCAGAACUGCAGUUCCUAGCUUUGCUGCCUACACUUAGGCCUAAUGUGAGGGUCAUUGCAGAAUGUGGAAACUGGAGAAAGUUUAUGUGGAAGCCACUGAAAGAAAUUGCAGGACUAACUAGCAGUGAGGAAGCUUAGUUAGUGGUGCUUCAAUGUUGCUUAUCAUUCCUUAUUUCCAACAAUCAAGUACAGAUAUUCAUUUUACCUUAUCCAAUUUAAGGCUUUUUAUAGCUCCAGAGAAGUGACAUAUGAAAGGAAGACACAGAUAUAGGAAAAAUAAUUUUCCUUGUAAAUAAUUAGAUUUGUCUGUCAUGAGUGACCCUUUAAUUCUCAAGGUUUAAUUUUGUCCAAACACAUACAUUUCCUCAAAUUCCAUUGUGAAAUUGUUCAGAAUCAUUUAUUUGAUCUAAUACUUAGUCCUGUCUC
Molecule: messenger RNA, 1113 nt
Organism: Vigna angularis (adzuki bean)
Lineage: Eukaryota; Viridiplantae; Streptophyta; Magnoliopsida; Fabales; Fabaceae
Product: NAD(P)H-quinone oxidoreductase subunit N, chloroplastic
Exons: 4
Coding region: 133-825 (230 amino acids)
Cellular component (GO): membrane
Molecular function (GO): oxidoreductase activity, acting on NAD(P)H, quinone or similar compound as acceptor
Source: RefSeq, a predicted model, not a curated record